GGUGGGGUGCCCGGUGGCGGCUCCGCCAGCGGAGCCGUCCCAGCGGGCGGCGGAGGCAGCACCGACCGCCCCCGGCCCGGCCAUGUCAGAGCCCGGCGCCCCCGCGGCCGGUGAUAAAGCGCCCCGGCUCCAGGACCGUGUCCUUCGUGGGCUGCGCUGGGGCCGCCUCCAGGAGCCCCUGGGCUUCAUCAAGGUGCUGGAAUGGCUCUUUGCCAUCUUCGCCUUCGGCUCCUGCGGCUCCUUCAGCGGCGAGACCGGAGCCACAGUGAAAUGUGACAGCGGAGGGAUGACAGCCAUCAGCAUCCAGUUCGGGUACCCCUUCAGGUUAUACCAGAUUCCCUUUGGGAUGCCGAAUUGUGAGGAGGAAUCAGAAGCCCGCACCCUGUACCUCGUUGGUGAUUUCUCCGCUCCCGCCGAGUUUUUCGUGACCCUGGGGGUCUUCUCCUUCCUCUACUCCAUGGCGGCUCUGGUGCUCUACCUCCGCUUCCAUUCCCUGUACACCGAAAACACGAAGCUCCCCUUCACAGAUUUCUGCGUCACCGUCUGCUUUGCCUUCUUCUGGCUGGUGGCGGCGGCGGCGUGGGGCAAGGGGCUGAGCGACGUGAAGGCGGCCACGCGCCCCUCCGCCCUCAUCGCUGCCAUGGGGGUCUGCCAGGGCGAUGGGGUGGUCUGCAACGCCGGCACCACGCCGGCCAUGGGGCUGGCCAACAUCUCGGUGCUCUUCGGGUUCCUCAACUUCCUGCUGUGGGCCGGGAACUGCUGGUUCGUGCUGCGGGAGACGCCGUGGCUGCGGCCGCCCGAGCCCCGCGACGGCGCGGCCGAGCAAGGCGCCAUCGACAAGCAGUGACCCCCGGGGACCGAGCCAGCCCGGGGACCCCGCCCGGCCCCCGGGACCUCGCGCCGGCCGCCAGCCCGGGGACGGGGUGUGGCUGUGCCCGGGCUCGGAGCCGCCGGGGGUUCGGAUGCUGAAGGGGACACGGAACCCCGGGGGUCCCGCUUGUUGUCGGGGGCUCUGUGUGUCACCCCGAGGGGUCCAUGUCUGUAUGGGGCUCAUAAAGUCCUGGGUACCAGCUCUGGA
Hirundo rustica (Barn swallow) is the source of this 1078-nucleotide messenger RNA. RefSeq names its product synaptophysin like 2 (gene SYPL2). Bases 83 to 847 code for a protein of 254 amino acids. NCBI's taxonomy places the organism in Eukaryota, Metazoa, Chordata, Aves, Passeriformes, Hirundinidae. Gene Ontology annotation, cellular component: synaptic vesicle membrane; synaptic vesicle. The transcript has 6 exons. The record is from RefSeq and is a predicted model, not a curated record.